AUUAUAGCGUUUGAUGAACUGAAGACUGAUUACAAGAAUCCCAUAGACCAAUGUAAUACACUCAAUCCUACAGUUGAAAAGGUCAAAAAGAUUAAAAGAGUCAAAAUUGCAUUAAAGCUUGUACUUCCAGAGUACCUCAUCCAUGCAUUCUUCUGUGUUAUGUUUCUCUGUGCAGCAGAGUGGCUUACGCUGGGUCUCAAUAUGCCUUUGUUGGCUUAUCAUAUUUGGAGGUACAUGAGUAGACCUGUGAUGAGUGGCCCUGGUCUGUAUGAUCCUACAACCAUCAUGAAUGCAGAUAUUUUAGCCUAUUGCCAGAAAGAAGGAUGGUGCAAAUUAGCAUUCUACCUUCUAUCAUUUUUUUACUACCUAUACGGCAUGAUUUAUGUUCUGGUGAGCUCUUAAGAACACAUUCGGCAAGCUUUGUUCCAGUUAAGUGCAUGCAAAAGCCACAAAACAUGGAUUCUUUCCAACGAGAACCUCUUACCAAGAUUAUGUAUGGAAUCUGAUGAUCAUGUUUGCGUUAGAAAACAAUGACUCCCCUCUUUUUAAAAUAUUUCCACAUUUUAUACUUGUGGAAAGACUGUUUUCUUAUAUUUUACUGGGACGCUGAAAUUAAAGAAUUACAGGUAAAUUAAUAUAAAGAUUACCGGGGUUUGAAAAGUUUUGACUUUGCACUCCAUAAGGAACAGCCAUAAUCUUCCAGUAGGUAUUCGUUACUGACUAGCCUUAGGACACUAGGGAUUUGCUUUAGGCUGGGCUUCGUAGUGGCUCACUUGGACUUGCGUAUCCCACUCCAACUGCAGAUCGGCUGUAGCUGCUUGGGAAGGACUGGAGGUGCUGUGGGUUUUACCUGUAGGCGACGCCGGUCUUAAGAGAUGAAUUGAUGGGCA
Molecule: messenger RNA, 890 nt
Organism: Pelecanus crispus (Dalmatian pelican)
Lineage: Eukaryota; Metazoa; Chordata; Aves; Pelecaniformes; Pelecanidae
Source: RefSeq, a predicted model, not a curated record